GGCUCCUGUCUUGGCCUUCUGAUUUCUUUUGACAUCUUUAGCUUCUCUCUCAUUCUGAUUUUGCUACUUGUCUUGUCUACCUCGUCUUACUAGUCAUGUUUUCUCAAAAUUCUUAUAUGGGACUGCGCGGCAGAGGCCUGAGAAUUGCCCAGAUUGCGUUUAUCGUUGCGCCAGGCUUCACAUUGUUUGGUUACAACCAAGCUGGUCUCGGCCCAUUGGCGACACUCCAUAGUUGGGCACAUCAAUUCCCAUCACUGGACACAGUCAACACAACCGGCCCACUCAAAUCACACAACUCAAUCAACAGCGGUGCCGUCAUUGCGUCUUUCCAAAUUGGAUCUUUGAUUGGUGCCCUAUCAUGCAUUUUCUUAGGGGAUCUUCUGGGCAGACGAAGGACAAUCUUUCUCGCUGCUUUUUUGACUCUCAUCGGCCAAGUUCUCCAAGUAUCGGCUUACAACUUGAUUCAGUUCGUCAUCGGUCGGCUCGUUUUGGGCUUGGGGAUUGGAGAGAUAAGCGUAAUGAUACCAGUUUGGCUAGCGGAAUGUUCACCCGCAGCUCACCGAGGGCGAGACGUUGUCACUGCAGGUAUCUUCUUGUGUUUCGGUUAUUCUGUAUGCAACUGGGUAGACUUCGCAUUUUACCACCUUCCAUCCACGAAUUUGCAGUGGAGAUUGCCAUUGGCAGUUGUUUCUCUACCGCUUUCACUCGUUAUGAUGUUUAUGGUCUUCUUUCUUCCCGAAUCUCCUAGAUGGUUAGUUCGGGUAGGAAGAACAGAGGAGGCUGCCAAGAAUCUAUCAGUGAUCAAAGAUCUUUCAGUCGAGGAUGAUCGCAUUCGCUUCGAAAUUGCCCAGAUCGAGUCAUCGCUUGAGUUUUCAACAGAAAAUAGUGCAUCACUCAUGCAGCUUUUCUCCAAAGACGACAAAGAGAGGCUACUUUACCGGUUCUGCCUAUGCAUAUUCCUACAAUUUGUUCAGCAGAUGUGUGGAGGUAAUCUCAUUUCGGUCUACGCAUCGACCAUCUUCCAGCAAAAUCUCAACCUGGAAGUCAGUCUAGCUAAGAUCCUAGCUGCUUGUGCCCUUACUUGGAAAUGUCUUUGCUGUUUCGUCGCUUUCAUCGCCAUUGAUCGAUGGGGACGUCGCGCGGUAUUCAUGAUCAGUGGCGCCGGCAUGUCAAUGUGUAUGCUCUCCUUGGCUGUCAGCACUAGUUUCCCCUCCUCCAACAAGAGUGCCUCUAUUGCUUCUGCAUUCUUCAUUUUCCUAUUCAACUUCUUCUAUCCUAUCGGAUUCUUGGGUGCCAACUUCCUGUAUUGCAGCGAGAUUGCUCCAGUCCGGCUUCGCGUGGCAAUGAGCUCGAUUUCAACUGCGAAUCAUUGGUUAUGGAACUUUGUUGUGGUUAUGGUAACACCGGUGGCCCUCGAUACCAUAGGAUAUCGCUACUAUGUCAUGUACACUAUCAUCUCGGCGCUUAUUCCCAUCUCAGUGUAUUUCUUCUAUCCGGAGACGAUGAAUCAGAACCUAGAGACGCUCAACAAUUUGUUCCGAGAUGCACCUUCAGCCUUUAAGGUUGUAUCAUUGUCACUCAAUGUACCACGGGGUGAGUUGGACGAAGAAUCAUUGGGCAAGGAAGGACAUGGUGGUGUGGCGGAGCAAGUUGAAAAGAUAUAACUAUAGAGUUUACAAACUAUGUAUUAGCAAAUUUUAACUUUAUACACAAAUUCUAUUAUUACUAUCAAGUUAGAUUCGAUUGACUGCUCAGUAGUCACAAGUAAAAUAUUUUGAAGUUUUAAUAUAUAUUAUGUUUAAGAUCA
Botrytis cinerea B05.10 is the source of this 1807-nucleotide messenger RNA. RefSeq lists its product as hypothetical. Bases 96 to 1664 code for a protein of 522 amino acids. Gene Ontology annotation, biological process: carbohydrate transport; transmembrane transport. The transcript has a single exon. The record is from RefSeq and is a predicted model, not a curated record. Gene Ontology annotation, cellular component: membrane. NCBI's taxonomy places the organism in Eukaryota, Fungi, Ascomycota, Leotiomycetes, Helotiales, Sclerotiniaceae. Gene Ontology annotation, molecular function: carbohydrate:proton symporter activity.